Molecule: messenger RNA, 1851 nt
Organism: Plasmodium fragile
Lineage: Eukaryota; Apicomplexa; Aconoidasida; Haemosporida; Plasmodiidae
Exons: 1
Coding region: 1-1851 (616 amino acids)
Source: RefSeq, a predicted model, not a curated record
AUGUGCGCAAGUUCGCGCGCAGGGGCCCGGGAACCCUUCUGGAGGGACAUUGCACGGAUAGAUAGGCUGAUUUACGAGUACGAAAAAAAAGUACAAGCUUGUGAUCAUAAAAAAAGGCAAUGCUACAGGCUUCUAUCCCUGUGGACCGACUAUGACAACUGGUUGAGUGAGACGUGCAAAAGGUAUGAGUGGAAGGUACGUGCGCUAAGGAGGGUGCAGACAGGCUCGAUGGAAAGUGCCACGCGUCAAGAUGAGAAGUGUAGUAGCAACAUAAAUGAGUGUGCCCCGAGUAGAACCCCAUGUGCGGCAUCCUACCACUCUAGCUACUUAUCCAAAUGGACCUCCGUCCAAUCUACGGUGGGGGAACGGCUGCGUAAAAAAAGGAAGGAAACAAAAUUACGCGGUAGGAAGCUAGCGGGGGAAAAAACAAGGGUGAAAAUAAAAGGUCAGAGAAAACCCCAAUUAAAGUGUACACGCAGAAAGGAUGAACCCUCUAGACGCGGUAAUCAAAAGGUGCAGGAAGAUUGUGAAGGGGGAAACAUAAAGGGGGGGUAUUCCCUCGAAGGACUGGAGAAGGGGCAAGAGGGAGGAGAGGAGAACAACGGGGACGACGCGGCUGAACACAAUCGGGAAGAAGUAUACGAGAAUGGAGGUGAACUGCUGGGUGAAGCGAAUCAAACGUUAGAGGAAACUGAGGGGGGAAGGGAAGCAGACAGUUCGGAGAAGAUUCAUCCAAAUGAGCAAAGUAUGGCUGUCGACAGGGCAGGUGCACAUGAAGCACUAGAGGAAGGAAAAAUAUAUUCAAGUCAGGAUACAGAAAAGGAACCCUGUCACAUGCUGCACAACCCUGUGGGUGAAAAAAAUGAGAACAGCUUGGAAAUGGUGCCAAGUGAUAUUGGGGGAUGUCCACAUACAAUGGGGAAAGAUGAGGAAGAGGAAAAUAACCAAUAUAACGAAUUGGAGUUUUCGGAGGUGCACGUGAGGGAAAUUAUACUGGAAGAAGGAGACACACAAAGGGGUGGAAGCCCCGAGGGGAGGGAAGACAUGGCAGAGGUGAGAAAAAAGGCAGAAAAGAGGAAAAGUACGCGAGGAACGGAGAAAAAGACAAAGGGUAAAAAGGAGGGGCAUAAGAAGGGAAAUACAGAGGAGAACAGGGCCCGAAAGAGGGAGGGAAAAAAAGCUAAGGGGACAAGGCUGCAGAAGGAGAAGCAGACAAUGAUGGAGGAGGGGGAGGAAGGAGAAAAGGCACCGGAGCAGAACAUGACAAAAGCAACGGAGAAAAUGCUGGAUGAAGGGAAAGAGAUAAAGGUGGAAGAACAAUAUGAUGUUAAGAUGGAGGAAGAAAAGGAAGAAAAUAUUGAACAUGAAAAAGAGAUAAAGCUAGGGGAAGAACAAGAGACAACGGUAAAUGAAGGAAAAGACAAAAAUAUAGAAGACGAAAAGGAGCAGAAGGUGGAGGAAGUGGAGGAGGUGAAGGUAAAGGAAAAAACGGAAGACGUAAUUGAAGUUGAAGGAAAUGCCAAAUUGGACGUGGAAAAAGAGGCGAUGGUGCAAGAAAGAGGGGAAAUGUAUACGGAGAAAGAGAAGGAGAAGAAGGUGUCGGAAGACUCAACGAUUAGGGAAGUCACGCAGCAAAAUAUCGAAGAUGAAGGAGAAGCGAAAGUGGACGCGGAAAAAGACGAACCACGGGAAAUGUUAAACCAAGUUGAACAAAAAAAAAGCGACAGUGAAAACGAGCCGGGGAAGACAGCGGAGAACGAAAUCGUUCAUCAUAUUCUCAGCGAGUAUUCCAACACAAUUCAGUACACGAGUUUUCUCGAUUACAUAAAAAAUAAAAAUGACCCAGAGUAG